This is a messenger RNA of Candida tropicalis MYA-3404, 366 nucleotides long. RefSeq lists its product as uncharacterized. The record is from RefSeq and is a predicted model, not a curated record. Lineage: Eukaryota; Fungi; Ascomycota; Pichiomycetes; Serinales; Debaryomycetaceae. The transcript has a single exon. The coding region runs from base 1 to 366 and encodes 121 amino acids.
AUGAAACAAAAUAGAAUGAUUGAUUACAACAAAUGUAGAUCUUUUUUUACUUCCUUUCAAUGUAUAAAUGUUUGUUGCAGAAUGUUGGUUGCCUUUUUAAUACGGCAGAUCCUUUUUUUUAUUUUUUAUUUUUAUUUUUUCUUUUGUGUGCUCUUGGGCUGCGAUCGAGCUGUGGAACCACACACUCUCUCUCUCCCACGACCCACCCCUCGCUUGUCUGGUGUGGGGAACAGUGCGACUGUCGCCGUGGAAGCAAACAAUCGAAAACGCGAACCAUUAGCGGGAAAUAACCAAAAUGCAAAAUUCCGCCAAUCACUGUCAGAAAAAAAAAAAUUUUUCGAGUGUUUACAAAAAAUUUUUCUAUAA